AAAAAUUUAGAAAGCUAUGGAAUUUUUGUAAAAUGUUUUGUGUCUAGCCUACAUUUGUUUCAAAGUAGUACAAUACCUUCAUUGUUAAUAAUAAUAUAUGCAUUAGUUUGAUCUUUUAAUGCAGUGGAUGUUUUUUCAUCUCCCUGAAAAUGUUCUUUAGGGGACCUAGUUAUUCGAAACUAAAAACAAACUUGAAACUAGCAGUUAAUAGGCUGAAAUUACUUAAAAAUAAAAAAAUUGAGCUCGCUGAACGAGUACGCAAGGAAAUUGCAGAUAACAUUUCAUCUGGAAAAAUGGAAAUUGCAAAAAUAAAGGUAAGGCAAAUUAUUGAAGAAGAUUAUAUGGUUGAAGCAAUAGAAAUUGUAGAAAGUUAUUGUGCUAUAUUGCUUACAAAAUUUGGAUUGCUGCAACAAAUGAAAACACUUGAUGAUAGCCUCUCUGAAGCUGUGUCAAGUCUAUUGUGGGUAUCACCAAAGUUACAGUCAAAUAUUCCAGAAAUGAUUGUUAUUUCAGAUAUGCUAACUGCAAAAUAUGGAAAGAAAUACGCAAGAUCUUGCAGGGAAGAUGCAGUUAGUACAAUGUCUCAGAAAUUGAAACACAAAAUUAGUAUGCAAAGCAUUCCAAAAAUAUUAAUUGAGAAGUAUAUGGCUGAAAUUGCAAAGAAAUACAAUCUUGAGUAUGAACCAGAUCCACAAGUGAUAAAUGACAAUCAAGAUUUUGAUAUUGACACCACAUUGGUUCACAGGAAUGGUCCAGAUUGUAAUAAAAUGGAAAGUAGAGUAUUAGCUCCUCAGCCAGCUAGCUUAUUUGGUUUACUUCAUCCUCUAAUGCAGCCUCUGCAUCCACCUUCUGAUUUUAUACCAGAUAAGUGUUCACCUAACACAUAUGGUGGUUCAGCAGCUGGUUUCGUAGUACCUCAGUCACGGAACCAGCAACCUAGUACGUCAUCUUCUUACGAUAUCGAAUUACCUUUUAAUAUUUCGCCUAGUGCAAAUAAUCUGUUACCACUAGGAUUUGAUGGUAUAUCCAGGCCAUUCGAUAUUGACACUCAGCAUACAUAUGUACCUUCAUGUAGUAAUUUCGCACCUGAAAUAAAUCCAGGAAACAAAAAAAUUGAUGAUAUUUCAAUCGGGCCGGAGCCCGUGGGCCGCGGAAGAGGGGAGUAG
Bacillus rossius redtenbacheri is the source of this 1166-nucleotide messenger RNA. RefSeq names its product IST1 homolog. The transcript is spliced from 2 exons. The record is from RefSeq and is a predicted model, not a curated record. Lineage: Eukaryota; Metazoa; Arthropoda; Insecta; Phasmatodea; Bacillidae. Bases 150 to 1166 code for a protein of 338 amino acids. Gene Ontology annotation, biological process: protein transport.